GCUACACUGAUAAGCAAAUGCCUUUUGGCCUGCAACGACAUUGGAUAAUAUCGCACUCGAAUUCCGCGGAUUCCUUGCAUUCCAGGGAUCCUACGAGAGGCACCAGCUCAACUGGACUGUAAGCGGGUCCAAAUCAAACAGCUGCCAUGGCCACCCACAUUACCCGGCGGCACACAACGCCACUUCUACUUUUCAUCCUAAACCCCCUGUUUGUUCUCCUGCUCGCAUUGGGAGCCGCAAGCAGUGAGAAGGUGCUACAGGAGGCCGCUUUUAUUGGUCUGCAGGAGCCAGGAGCCUCCCGCGAGCUGGGGGAACUGCUCCAGGAUUUGCGUCUGAUGCCGCCGCGCCUGGACUUUGGAACCUGGUCGGUGGGCCAAGCCCGAUCUCAAACCGUGACGCUGUUCAACCAGCAUGCAAACCGAACGCUGCAGAUCAAUGCCGUGGUCGGACCGAAUCCUGCUUUCUACAGCAGUUUUCUGGGCACGCGGGAGGUGGCGCCAAAGGGAAACACAACGUUUACCGUCGUCUUCCUGCCGCGACACUUAGGUGCCAUUGCCGGCGACCUUCUCGUCCACACAUCCUUCGGUCAAGCCGAACUGGCGGUGCAGGGCGAGGGCAGUGAGUGCCCCUAUCGCCUUAAGCCACUAGUGGGCAUCAAAGCGCCUAUGAACUCCACGCUAACGCCCGAGAUUCAUAUGUACAAUCCGCAUGAGAGGCCGCUCCAGAUACUGGAAAUUUACAGCAGCGGCGGCGAAUUCCAGUUGGAAUUACCAAGCGGGGGCUCGGAAGGACCGCAAAAUCUAUGGGAGAUUCCUCCGUACACCAUGAAGCCGGUUAUACGGAUUUCAUUUCAUGGCCGCACCGCCGGAAAUCACAGCGCCUAUAUUCGCAUCAAGAUCGCCGAGCAGGAACUGGAUCUCGGGCAGGAAAACAUCCUUGUGAUUCCCGUGGAGUUUGAAAUCCUGCCUCGCCACUCUGCCUACGCCAGGAAUCCCCUGGCCGACCUUGGGCGAAUAGCGAAACUAAACACGCCGGAUGUCCUGCGCUACAAGCUCGAUAUCGUUAAUGAUCACAACUACACGCUCCUUGGCCGCUAUCUGCGCCAGGUGGCCGGGCUGAUGUUCAAUGUGAACAGCUCAACCAUUGAACUGGAUCCCCAGUUGUUCGACAGUAGCGAGUCCAUCAACGAUAUCCUCGUAAUUGGUGCUCAGGACGUCGAAGACUUCACCAUCGUUGUGAGAGCAGAGAUCUUUCAAGGCGGCCUGUCCUACGACGGGAAUAUAACCAGGUUUUUGACCAGCUCACCGGAGGGCGAGGAGGGGCCAACGCUGGAAACUAACCGCUCCUUGGUGGUGACCAAUCAGUUUCUGGUGCCGCUCAUCCUGUUCAACGUCAGUUUCAGCAAACCCAUCGAUGAAUCCAUUCUGGAGGUACUCCAGACCGUCGAACCCCAACUGCUACUGAAGCCUGGGGAGUCUGUGGAGCUGCUCCGCCUAAACCUACUGAACCGUCAGGUGGGAUUUGAAUCGUCCAUCAGAAUACACACGAAUGUAACUACGAUUGAGCUGCCCUUAGUGUCGUGCACUGGCCGCUUGCACGUGAGCACUCAGCCAUUUGUCCUUAAGAUACCUCCGGACAACAGAGAGGCGCCGUAUAGUACGGACUUGGAUCUGGGCACUGUGCCGUUUGCCGAAAUGUCGCGCUUUGGAUAUGUAAUCCUGCGCAACGACAAUCCAGUGCCGGUGAAGAUCAACAACUGGUUCUUCAAGCAGCCGAAAAUGGUCUAUUCGACGUCAGUCUUUCUAGGCUGCCUGCUUGCCGGAGAUCACAUCACUGAAGACUUAAACAGUGCCCGGAACGAAAGUAGCCGAUGGCUUAGCAUCUGCUCGGAGGUAAGUCCGGGCUCCAGUGUCGUCAUUAAGGUAGCUGUUCAGACAUACGACGCGGAUCCCAGCUCCGGAACGCUUAAAGUUUGGACGCCCUUCGAGGUGAUUCGAGUGAGAGUUCGGUUUGCAGCUUCGGUGGGCCAACUGGAGAUUGAACAGGAGCAUCUCGGUUUCAAGGGCUGUUUUCCGGGCAGGAUAUGCACGGGACUGCUAAGCAUACGCUCCACCUUUACACACCCAGUGCACGUCACUAGCGUCUCCUUCGCCCAUUCUGCCGGCCUGCGCUUCAAAGACUUUAACGCCAAAGGAACCACCAUAGCCCCACAAACGCUAACCAAGGUGGGUCGCAUCUACUUCGAGGCAGCGGCUAUGUGCCGGAAUCAGUGCUACAUAAGGGAGUCCACCAAUGAGCAGGCCAUCUUUCCCGGAGUGCCAGGAGGCUCGGAGAGUAUCGCGGGCGAGAGCAUCAACAACAAUCUUCUGUAUGACGGAGUCGAGCUGCGCCAGCGCACAGAGCUCUUCCGCCAGCUGCGCCGCCAGCUAGCUGCCAUGUCUUUAACUCUUCAUACUGAAGAGUUGCCGCCAUUGGAGCUGGACUUCUCCAUCACCAUCGAGUGGCCCAAGCUAGUGCAGUUCCAGCCCAUUCCUCCAACGCCCGCUAUCGAGGUGGGCCAGGUGCAGCGCCAGUGGAUAACGCUGACGAAUCCCGCACAGCACCCCAUCUUGAUUGACUACUUCCUGUCGGAUCCAGUCUUUGCCCGACGCACACAACUCUCACUGCCCCACGAGGUGAUUGACGUGAGCUCCACCACUUGCUACCUUACGGAUAAAAGCGUCUUUUCCCUGCCAGAGCCGGGAGCUCCGAUCCUCCUGCAAGGCGGAGCGUCCUUGACCAUACCCAUAACCUUCACCGCUCAAGUAGCGGAAAAGUACUGCACACUGCUGCACGUGAGGAGCAACCUGACUCUGUACGAAGCUGUGUGGUUGCAGGCCAAAGCAGUGCAGUCCCAGUUUCGCUUUGGAAACCGUCGUCCUGGCUCCACCACACCACUGCUCUUCGAGCUGGGCACGGAUCAGUUUAAGGGAUGCGACGUCGGUGGAAGAGCUAGCACAGUUGUGGCCACUCGCAGCUUUACGGCACGGAACUCCGGAGUGAUUCCCAUGAGGAUCGAAGGUUUCUUGAUUGGCUCCCUUCCUUGCGAAGACUUUGGCUUCAAGGUCAUGGAUUGCGAAGGCUUCGAUCUGGGCGAGAACGACACCAAAAAGGUUGAGAUAUCAUUCAGCUCCGACUUCACCGCCUCGCGAGUAAAGCGCUCCAUAACGCUUCUGACGAACCUCACGUACGACAUCAGUUAUCAGCUUCUUGUCCAGAUGCCGGCCGAAAGCGUGGAACUCUGUGCCUCCCAGCUGGCGAGGCCCCGGUGGGAGUUCUCCCUUAAGAACGCUGCUCUGGUAGUGCUUCUGGCCAGUUUCGGCCUGGUCCUCGUGGCGGCCGUAUUCGAUGCCAAGGCUAUACUGACGCAGCAAAGUGCUUACGAUGCAGCCAGGCACAAGGGUCCUGUCCAGCCCACAUUCAACCUGAGGAAUAUAGUGAAGCAACAGGUCGAGGAGGCGGCGGAAAAGACCACGGAUCCGGUGCAGCACAAUAAGGUGAAGAAUGGCCAGCUUAAGGAGCUUCGAAAACGGAAUGGAGUUCCAUCGAUUCCUUCGAAAAAGACGAAGUCGUCGUGGUCACCCUGGAACAUGGACGUGAACUCGAUAAGCAGGCACUUGCAGAAAACGAAACCAAAGCCCACAACUCCACCUAGUGCCCAGCCAGAGGCCAGGUCCGGUAAGAAGUCCUCGACCCCCUCACCGCAAGCGGCUCCAGCUCAGGCGACAGUGUCAGCUUUUGUGCGUCCCCAAAAGAAGGUCAAACCGACUUCGGUUGUUCCGCCUGUAGUUCAGCCCGUAUCACCCAAGCCCAAGCCGGAAGCUGCCCUCCCCUCCUCCGUUGUUGAGGAAAAACCAAGUCCUCCGCAACGCGACAACACAUCACCAAAGCCAGCGAUGAAGUCCAUAGAACCGCGGGUACUCAAGGAGCAGAAUGGAUCGGCAAAAAAAGUGGGAAAGACCCCGGGAAGAGAAAGGGAGCGGGAGCGGCGCAAGGAACAGAAGCUGCUGAAUGGCACCGGUGGAGCCAAGAAGCCCGAAAAGAAACAGCGCCAGAAAUUGAACUUUAACCAGACAACUGGUUCCGGUGUUUCUCCUCCAGCGUCGCCAAAUGACAUAAAGUUCAUCACCUCGGCAUGGGAGACCAGCAGUUCCGUGUCUUUCCGGGAUGUCCUACAAAAAAAUCAAUUUUCCAACCCAAAUAAUGGCAUGGAUUGGAGCCAGCAGGCGCCUUCGAGUGAUCUCGGUCCGAUCGGGGAUAAUAGGAAGACUGCAACGCCUCCGGCAAUCACAUCCAUGUGGGAGCCACUCUCUGCGACGGCCAGUAAUUCGCUAUUCGCCAACGGAGAGGUGGACCUGCCCAAAGAAGACGCUUCCUACGAACUACUACAGCGGCAGCAGUGGGAACGCAGUAGGCUCGUUUUGCAGCAGCAGAUGCUCUACCAGCAGGCUCAGCACUUGGAGCUGCAGCAACAGGAGCGGGUCGCCAAUAUGGAAACAAAUAACUGGGCCAAUCCCUGGUUGCCGCUAAACUAUGCUGCCUGGCCGGAGUCUACACCUAAUAUGGGUGUAAUGCGCCCUCCGCCGGGCUUGGAGGCACGACCUCUGUUGACACCGCAGCACAACCUUGCACAAGAUGAGCAAAUAGAUCCUAGGAUCAUAGCUAUGAGACAAGAGAGCUUGCCCACGCAGUACGAUCCCUUUACCUCGCCCAGCUCGAUCUGGUCAGACACCUGGCGACAGUCCUCGAAGCGUAAUAACCAUAUUGAUUAAAGGGA
This is a messenger RNA of Drosophila bipectinata, 4816 nucleotides long. It is a transcript of the gene Tmem131, whose product is annotated as Transmembrane protein 131. Gene Ontology annotation, cellular component: membrane. The record is from RefSeq and is a predicted model, not a curated record. NCBI's taxonomy places the organism in Eukaryota, Metazoa, Arthropoda, Insecta, Diptera, Drosophilidae.